CUCCAGACGGGCGGUAGCACACAGUGUGAAGAGACCGGCACCCACUUCAGAUGCAACCUCCCAUGCACGAGCCGUCACAUUUGCGCCCGCUCAUUUCAUUUCCUGUCCCUGCCUCGCUCCCCUUCGUUCCAGGCCAGGGCCGCCGAACCGAUCCUCUUUUCUCUGCUCUCUCCUCUUUGCCUGUCUUCCCCUUCCUGCACUCUGUUUGACUUUUGACUGUCACCUGUCAACCUGUCACCCUCUCGACAGCGACAGCGACAGCAUCUUUGAGAUCCAGCGUCGCGGCCAACUCUCUAGACCGACGGCGGCAGCACCAGUCUGUUUUCUGGCUGAGACGAACCAGUCGUGGACCGGCCAAUAAACAUCGGACCCGACCGUGCUUUUCCAGCUUACCGUCACUCUGGUUUCUGGAACCUCUGGCCGACCCCCUUCUUCCGUCUCCAUCUCGCCCACUCAACAACCACCCUCCCGACUCCUGCUUUCUCGCAACACACCAUCGGCGCAUCGCACCCAGAAUCUAAUGCUGCAAGCGGUUGUCGGUUUGAUUUGAUUCAAUUCGGCAUUAGGAUUUUUGUGUGGAUUUCGGUAUCGAUUGCGAACUGUUUGAUUGAUUGAUUGAUUGAUUGAUUGACGACCGUUCGAUUUGGCCAUCUGGCGACGCGCAUGAGUUGAUGCUGAUACGGUGCGCUUGUACAGUUGUUUUUUUGGCAUUUGAGGGAGGUCUGUCUGUUUGAUUGAUAUUGUUAGCUUGUCGCCUCGACAAGUGUGUCUUGUUGGAUUUUUGAAGGAAAGGAAUUUGGACGAGAGAUCGGACACAAUGGGCGCACAAGUUGUUCCAUCAGCCUCUCACGGCAUGCCGGCCCUGGAAGUCGCUGAGCCAAAUCCUCCGCAUAUCAUUAGCCGCGCAACCAAGGGAGGACGCACCCUGUGGUACUGCUUGAAGGUCAUCCAGCAACCCGAGCGCGCAAGAGCAUGCGGUUCAGGCCCAAAGUCAUCGGCUGACCGUCGUCCCGUCGACCCGCCUCCCGUUGUGGAGCUGCGCGUCUAUGAGGGCCAUACUUGGGAGGCGGCCCAGGAUAAGGAUAUCACUUUCCUGUACAACGCCAACUUCUUUCUCUACGCCACUCUCGAACAUGCCAGAGUCAUGGCCCACGGUCGCGUUCAGACCCCAGCAGCCAACACGCCGCCCGUCUUGACCGGUAUGCCCGUGUCUGGAAUGGCUUAUCUGGACCGUCCUACCGAAGCCGGCUAUUUCUUGUUCCCUGAUCUGUCUGUCAGGCACGAGGGCCGUUAUAGACUGACGUUCAGCCUCUACGAGGAGACCAAGGAGGACAAGGACAAGGACCCGCAGAGCGACAGCUCGGCCUCCGAGGGCCAGAGCUCCAGCCCGGCCCAGGGAGGCUCUUUUGACUUCAGGAUGGAGGUCAAGUCGCAGGACUUCGUCGUCUACAGCGCCAAGAAGUUCCCUGGUUUGGCUGAAAGCACCGCUCUCAGCCGCAUGGUUGCCGAGCAAGGCUGCCGUGUCCGCAUUCGCCGCGAUGUUAGGAUGAGACGGCGUGAUGGAAAGGGUGCUGGUGACUAUGACAAUGGCGAUGACGAGUAUGCACGAAGACGUUCUCGAAGAACCGCUACGCCCGUGGCCGAUGCUCGGCCUGACUUCAACCGCAACCGAUCGAUGAGCGGAAGCGCGGAACGGGCUCCCUACCCUGCCGACUCGCAGCGCCGCCCAUCGAUGGCCGACUACCCUUCGCAAUUUCCUGGACAGCCAGGCUCCCAGGGAGGGCACCUUCAGUUCCUCAACGGAGGCCCCAACGGCCAGUAUCCUUCUCAGCCACCACCUCAAAACUUUGCUCAACCUCCCUCGGUUCCCGCUUCACCCGUGUACCCACCAAGCCAGGCGGCGCCGUACCCAUCGCAGACUUCGUACCAGGCUGCUCCUCCACCACCGCCCCCUUCGUACAGACAGCGCGAGCGAACGCCUUCGCAGUCGUCGUAUGCGCCUCUCAACCCGGCUCCUCGUCGCGACAGCGCGCAACCACAGGGCUUCAGGUCAUCCUCUGGCCACGUCACCCUCCCUCCCUUGGUUCCGGCUUUCCCGCAGCACAACUCGCACCGCAUGCCGCCGCCCAAGAUGCCGUCCCUGCCGCCCAUCCAGGUCGACGGACCCCAAACCAGCACGCUUCCCGGCGCCAGCCAGCUCCCGUUGCCGAGUCCGACGGCGCUUCAGGCCGCCCGUCCCAACUUCCCGGCGCCGGCUGCCGGCCCCGUUGACCGCAUCAUGACAACGCAGUACGCCGGCUCGAAGCGGGCCCACGACCAGUCCUUCAAGACUGCUGACCAACCUAGGCGGUUCCAGGAUGGUGCCCGCGACGAGGGUUCCUCUGAGGAUCCAGAUGCCGGGCUUGGGCCCAUGAUCUAUUCGAGAGCGGCUGGAUUUUAUACUACGGUUCCGGCCGACCAAUGUCCCGAGUAGCAGUCAAGAUACCCCCCUUGCUUGAUGGCUUGAUGGUUUGAUGCGUACUGUUGGGCUAGGUGUUUGGAGUUUUGUUGCCCAGGCGGGUCAUCUUCUUUGUGAUUUUAGUGUAUAUACGGGCGACUAUAUGGGAUGGGCAUGUGAAACCCAGGCUUUCAACGAGCCAUGGACUGGACUGCUCGAGGGACACAGACGUUCUUUACGUUCCCUUUGACUCUUUUUUUUUCUUCUUCCCGUUGCUUCUUUAUACCUGUUGGAACGCACAUAGCACGCCGCGACACAUAUACGUACGACCUUCAUUUUCUCUGUUUUCCUUUGGCACUCUUCAUUUAGAGCGACUGCUGGGAGGUUUUGUUGUGGGUGGGUGGGUGGGUUGGGGAGGCGACAAAAAGUUGAAGCUGGUUGCAAAGGAUCAGAUUGUGAUUUUCUUUUUUGGCUGGGAGUGUGGACUUAUACAUCUUAUAUGCAGGGAGGCCUGGGAUCGGCCAGCGGAUAUUUUUUUUUUUGUUUUUGGAAUUUGGGAAUCGCGAUAUGUGAACAGUGUUUGAAUAUCAAUUUUUAUGCGCGUCUUCCUCUCUCUCUCUCUCUCUUUCUCUCCCUACCGUGACCGUGUUUGUAACCGCGUCUUU
This is a messenger RNA of Podospora pseudopauciseta, 3102 nucleotides long. RefSeq lists its product as uncharacterized. NCBI's taxonomy places the organism in Eukaryota, Fungi, Ascomycota, Sordariomycetes, Sordariales, Podosporaceae. Bases 818 to 2473 code for a protein of 551 amino acids. The transcript has 3 exons. The record is from RefSeq and is a predicted model, not a curated record.